UGUCCAUCUGCUGUAGGAUAUUUCAAAGAUGGUUUGGCUGCCAUUGAGACUUGGAGAUCUGAUGCCACAAUGAGGACUCACACACGGGGAGCCCCAAGUGUGUUUUUCAUACAAGUGGUUUGCUUUGCCUUUGCCUACGGCACCAGGGAGGACCCGGACGCGAUGGUUCCUUUUGUCAAUGCCAACUACGACAGCUACCCCAUGCUCUACUUCUCCAAAGGAGACGUGGAGACUCUCCGUCUCCAGGCCACCACCACGCACCAGCACAUUGCAGCUCGUCUGAUCGAGGCAGUGCAAACGAUGCUGUCGAAUCCUCUGGAGUACCUUCCUCCCUGGGACCCAAAGGAGUUCAGCGCUCGGUGGAAUGAAAUUUAUGGCAACAACCUUGGGGCCCUGGCAAUGUUCUGUGUGCUCUACCCUGAAAACAUCGAGGCCAUCAGCAUGGCCAAGGAUUACAUGGAGAGGAUGGCAGCUCAGCCUAGUUGGCUAGUGAAGGAUGCCCCGUGGGAUGAAGUCCCUCUCGCUCACUCCUUAGUUGGUUUUGCCACUGCUUAUGACUUCUUGUACAGCUAUCUGAGCAAGAUUCAACAAGAGAGAUUUCUUGAGGUAAUUGCCAAUGCCUCAGGAUAUAUGUACGAAACAUCAUACAGACGUGGAUGGGGCUUCCAGUACCUCCACAACCACCAGCCUACCAACUGUGUGGCCCUGCUGGCUGGAAGCCUGGUUCUGAUGAAUCAAGGCUACCUUCAGGAAGCUUACUUGUGGACCAAGCAAGUGUUGGCAAUCAUGGAGAAGUCAGUAGUCCUGCUGCAGGAGGUCACAGAUGGCUCCCUCUAUGAAGGGGUGGCUUAUGGCAGCUACACGACCAGAUCGCUGUUUCAGUACAUGUUUCUUGUCCAAAGGCACUUUGGUAUCAAUCACUUCAGCCACCCCUGGCUCAAACAGCACUUUGCAUUUAUGUACAGGACUGUCCUGCCAGGGUUUCAGAGAACUGUGGCCAUCGCGGAUUCCAACUAUAACUGGUUCUACGGGCCAGAGAGCCAGCUGGUGUUUCUCGACAAAUUUGUCAUGCGCAAUGGCAGUGGGAACUGGUUGGCAGAGCAGAUCAGAAGGAACCGAGUGGUGGAGGGCCCGGGGACACCAUCCAAAGGGCAGAGGUGGUGCACUCUCCACACUGAAUUUCUCUGGUAUGAUGCAAGUUUGCACUCUGUACCUCCGCCAGACUAUGGGGUUCCUAAGCUGCAUUAUUUUGAGGACUGGGGAGUGGUAACCUAUGGAAGUGCUUUGCCAGCUGAAAUCAACAGGCCUUUCCUCUCCUUCAAGUCAGGAAAGCUGGGAGGACGUGCAAUAUAUGAUAUUGUUCAUAAGAACAAGUACAAAGAGUGGAUCAGGGGGUGGAGGAACUUUAAUGCUGGCCAUGAACAUCCAGACCAGAACUCCUUUACUUUUGCUCCCAAUGGUGUACCUUUCAUAACAGAAGCUCUGUAUGGGCCAAAAUAUACUUUUUUUAAUAAUGUGUUAAUGUUUUCCCCUGCCGUGUCCAAGAGCUGCUUCUCCCCAUGGGAAGGGCAGAUUACAGAAGACUGUUCCUCAAAGUGGCUUAAAUAUAAACAUGACUUGGCUGGUGACUGUCAGGGACGAGUGGUUGCCGCCAUGGAGAGAAGCGGGGUGGUUUUUAUCAGGGGAGAAGGAGUAGGUGCAUACAAUCCUAAACUGAAGCUGAGAAAACUGCAGAGAAACCUCAUACUCCUCCAUCCCCAGCUUCUCUUGCUAGUGGACCAAAUCCAUCUAGAAGAUGACAGCCCCCUGGAGGCAGCGACCAGUUUCUUCCACAAUGUGGAUGUGCCUUUUGAAGAAACAGUUGUUGAUGAUGUCCAUGGGGCCUUUAUUAGACACCGUGAUGGGAUAUAUAAGAUGUACUGGAUGGAUGACACUGGCCACAGUGAGAAGGCUACCAUUGCCUCAAGGAUGUAUCCCCGGGGCUACCCGUACAAUGGAACGAACUACGUGAAUGUAACGACCCUCUUGCGGCACCCCGUCACCAGGGCCAUUUACCUUUUCAUUGGGCCCUCUGUCGACGUGCAGAGCUUCACCGUCCGCGGAGAUUCUCCACAGCUGGAUGUUUUCGUUACCACCAGUGAGCAUGCCUAUGCCGUGUAUGUGUGGCCCGUUGAGGAUGGGUCCCGCUCUGUCUUUGCACAGGUUAUUGCAGACCGACAGAAAAUUGUCUUUGACCGAGCCUCUGCCAUUAGGAGCUCUGCGGUGCCAGAAGUGAAGGACUAUGUAGGGAUCGUGGAGAGGAACCUGCAGCAUUUUAAGCCUGUUUUUCAGCAGCUUGAGAAGCAGAUCUUGUCUCGUGUACGCAACACAGCUAGCUUUAGGAAGACUGCUGAGCGCCUGCUGAGGUUUUCAGAUAAGAGACAGACAGAGGAGGCCAUUGACAGGAUAUUUGCAAUCUCACAGAGGCAGCAGCAGCAGCAUGGCAGAGCAAAGAAAAACAGAAAAGUAGCCAAAGGCUACAAAUUUGUUGAUGCCGUUCCUGACAUUUUUGCACAAAUUGAGGUAAAUGAAAGAAAGGUGCGGCAAAAGGCACAGACUCAAGCACAGAAAGAGUUGCCUGUAGAUGAAGAUGAGGAAAUGAAAGAUCUUCUGGAUUUUGCAGAUAUCACUUAUGUGAAGCAUAAAACUGGGGUGUCAAUCAAAGGCCGAUCAGGGCUGGCACAGAUGGUGACGACUGCUCGAAGUAGUGCCCCAUCAAUAUCAGCUUCUUAUACCCGCCUCUUUCUGAUUCUCAACAUUGCAAUUUUUUUUGUCAUGUUAGCAAUGCAGCUCACAUAUUUCCAGAAGGCCAAGAGACUGCAUGGCCAAAGAUGUCUGUAUGCCAUACUUUUAGUAGACAGCUGUAUAUUAUUGUGGCUGUAUUCUUCUUGUUCUCAGUCACAAUGUUAGCAGAAGACCUCUACUAGUCGACCAGUUUAUGGUCAUAUAUGUCUAUGCAAAAGCAUUAACCCUAAUAGGGCCAAAGUUUAUCUUCUUUUUUCUGAAACAUUCCAAAAACAGCUGGGGAAAGACCAGAAGGGAUGGAAGAAUAGGGUAAGCAAUCAGUAUCUCUGAAAACUAAGUACUUAAUAAGUACUCCUUCUUUGUGUUUUGAGUUGGGCCUCACAUCUGAGGGAAUGUUAUGCUUUGUUCAUCAGAGUUCAGUAAUGUAAAGUUGUAAUUAAUUUUGGGGUGAGAAGAGCCCUCAUAAUA
Molecule: messenger RNA, 3252 nt
Organism: Antrostomus carolinensis (chuck-will's-widow)
Lineage: Eukaryota; Metazoa; Chordata; Aves; Caprimulgiformes; Caprimulgidae
Gene: DSE
Product: dermatan sulfate epimerase
Exons: 5
Coding region: 70-2949 (959 amino acids)
Molecular function (GO): chondroitin-glucuronate 5-epimerase activity
Source: RefSeq, a predicted model, not a curated record